Photinus pyralis (common eastern firefly) is the source of this 1660-nucleotide messenger RNA. RefSeq names its product UDP-glucuronic acid decarboxylase 1-like. The coding region runs from base 245 to 1483 and encodes 412 amino acids. Gene Ontology annotation, molecular function: NAD+ binding; UDP-glucuronate decarboxylase activity. The transcript has 7 exons. Gene Ontology annotation, biological process: D-xylose metabolic process. Gene Ontology annotation, cellular component: cytoplasm. The record is from RefSeq and is a predicted model, not a curated record. NCBI's taxonomy places the organism in Eukaryota, Metazoa, Arthropoda, Insecta, Coleoptera, Lampyridae.
UAAAGGCAUGCGCUUUAGCUUUUACGGAGUCGAGUUAGAAUUUAGAUGCUAGUCUCUAACCUCAAAUAUGUAACAAAAUGAUAACCAUCGAAUUUCUAAACUCCAUUAUCUUUGUUUAGUUAUUUAACCAAGCCAACUAUUACAAUUUUAUUCUCUCUUAUUCGAUUACCAGUGAUAUGGGUUUAUCUCAAUUGGGAAAUAAAGUCCACACUAUCAAAUUGGUGGUUUAUCAUGAUGUAUUAAAAUGAUGAUACAUUUCGUAACGAAACUGCAGGCCUUCUUCACUUUAUUAAUAAUCAUACUGUUAUGUACGAGUAUAUACAUUACGAUUAAUAAUACGAAAGCGGCAGAUAAAAGAGAUCUUGAUAACACUGUCGAAAAGACCUACCUUUUAAAGAAAGAGUUAGAGGAUGCGGCUGUACGUAUUAUGGAAUUGGAACAGAAGCUCGAAAGCUUAGAGUCGAGGGUACCAAGGAAGUAUGCAGAAGUGACGUUCUUAAAUUAUUUGAAGAAAAAGCGUAUUUUGAUAACUGGUGGUGCAGGAUUUGUUGGAUCUCAUCUUGUCGACACCUUAAUGCUACAGGGCCACGAAGUGAUUGUAGCCGACAACUUUUUUACAGGUAGAAAACAGAAUGUGGAACAGUGGAUCGGUCAUGAAAAUUUUGAGUUGAUACACCAUGACAUUGUAAACCCAUUGUUCAUAGAAGUUGACCAAAUAUACCAUUUGGCGAGUCCCGCCAGUCCACCUCACUACAUGCAGAAUCCUGUGAAAACGAUCAAAACAAAUACAUUAGGAACUAUAAAUAUGCUAGGACUGGCGAGAAGGGUAAAUGCGACCAUACUAAUCGCGAGUACGUCCGAGGUAUAUGGCGAUCCCGACAAGCAUCCCCAAGAGGAAUCGUAUUGGGGACAUGUAAAUCCCAUUGGACCAAGGGCAUGUUACGACGAAGGGAAAAGAGUGUCAGAAACGUUAACGUAUGCAUACGCAAAACAGGAGAAUAUGCAAGUGCGAGUUGCGAGAAUAUUUAACACCUACGGACCAAGAAUGCACAUGAAUGACGGAAGAGUCGUUUCCAACUUCAUCCUUCAGGCAUUGCAAGAUCACGAAAUUACUGUUUACGGAUAUGGCAACCAAACAAGAUCAUUUCAGUAUGUGUCAGAUUUAGUUGAUGGACUGAUGGCGUUAAUGGAAUCAAAUUACACCUUACCUGUUAAUAUAGGUAAUCCAGUUGAGCAUACAAUCAACGAAUUUGCAACAAUAAUAAAAGAAUUGGUUGGCGGCAAUAGUGAAAUAAAACAUGUCGCCCAAGUUGAGGACGAUCCCCAACGACGCAGGCCUGAUAUCUCGAGAGCGAAAAAAUUUUUGAACUGGGAACCAAAAGUCUCUCUAAAUAUAGGACUUCAUAAGACUGUCAAUUACUUCAAGAAAGAACUGAAACUGUUCAAACUGGUGCAUUGGAAUUCUCCGCGUGAUGCAUUGUGAUUGGUUGGAAACUAUUGAGUUUACCUAUUUAUGAAUAUUAUCUUAUGGCUUAUUUCUGGUAGAACUAAGUGUUGAUUAUGUUAAAUUUUAUUGUGUAUUAUAUGUCGAUAUUAUUGUUUGUGUCGUUUUUAAGGUUUGUAUUAAAUGUCCUCACACACAAGAAGUGAACACUAACAA